Messenger RNA from Radiomyces spectabilis, 914 nucleotides. RefSeq names its product ricin B lectin domain-containing protein. Lineage: Eukaryota; Fungi; Mucoromycota; Mucoromycetes; Mucorales; Radiomycetaceae. Bases 133 to 627 code for a protein of 164 amino acids. The transcript has 4 exons. The record is from RefSeq and is a predicted model, not a curated record.
CAAGACAGCCCGAAAAAGUCUAAAUUUUAUCCAAUCAUAUUUCAAGAAUGACGUUGCCGCCUCAGACAGCCCAGCGUUCAUGAUUUGCUGCUCUUCUUUUCCUAUUUGUACGUCCGGUCGUCUUUCGCUUGCAUGAGAACAAUGAACGAUUUUCCCGAGGGAUACUUUUACAUACAAUCGCGCGAAUCGGGCAAAGUCAUUGACGUCGACGGAGCCUCGAUGAAGAAUGAUGGCAAAAUACUGAUAUGGACCCCGAAACAUAAUGAUGACCGGGAUAAUCAAUUGUGGUAUUACCAAGAUGGCUUCUUGAUUAACAAACAUUCUGGAAAAGUAUUGGAUGUUCGAGGAGGCCCUCUGGUUGAAAAUGCAUGGAUUAUUCAGUAUGAUCGCAAGAUCAUUGCUGAUGCGCAUAAUCAACGAUGGGGAUACAAAGACGGUUACAUUUAUUCAUUGGCAGAACCGCACCUUGUGUUGGAUAUUAAGGGUAACUCGAUGGAAGAUGGGACACGACUGAUACUGUAUCGAAAAAAGAUGGCCUUUCACAACGCAAAUCAGCUGUGGGAUUUGGUGCCUGCUGGGGAUGUUCGUGGGGAAAGAGAUGUUCUGUUCGAAGCCGAUUUUGACUGAUAAAACAAAAUCUUAUGUCACCCGAGGCAAGAGAAGAAGAAGCCCAAUAUUCAUUGUAACAAUAUCCAUUACCUAGUCAUAUUUGAUCGAUUUAGUAGAUGCUUUGUCUGAUAUAACUUGAACUGCGAUCGAUCAGAUCAAUGUGGUCUGAGACGCGCCAUUCCUUUUUUGCCUCAUCCAUAUCAAAUAUCAUAAAGCCAUCAUUGCAUCCUGAAAGAUACUGACUAGCGUGAAAUAUGACAUUACUAUGUAAGAUGGGUCCUUGCAUUGCUGGGAUUGAUUAUCGU